GAAAAGGAAGCUAGAUGAGCUCAGCCUCCUUCAAAAGAGAAACAGGCACCUAAAGUGUUCAGCUUUGUGCUCUGCUAAACACCCAAGACUGCGCAGUGGAAGGAUCACUGAAAGGGGCACCGGAAGCCAUGUCAGGCAGAAAAUCCAAGAAGAACCAGAGGCUUGGUUCAUCACGACGAGGUCCUAAAGGUCUUAACAGAAAUAUCGAGAAAGAUGAUGAUGAUGGGUUUCAGCAAAUUGCAGAGUCUGAGGAUGGCCGUGAUGAAUUUCACACCACCAGUGCAACACAGUUUGAUCAUUUGCCAAGCUCAAGCACUGAACAACAGCCAUCUGAGUUAGAAGGUCUUCCACAUGCUAGGGGUCACAAGGAUUCACUCACAGAGACUGAACUGCCAGAACGGAAAAGAAAAAUCGGUUCAACUCGCAAGAGUACUGCUAGGUUUAAAGGUGAUAAAAAUCUUGAUGAUGUGAGGACCACUGAAGAGUUAGAUGAAGAAUACAAAACUCAACCAAACACACUGACCACUGAGAAACCAGAUGCUUCUCUAACAGAAGAAGAACAGUCAAGUUUUCCUUCUGAUGUAUCCCAUCAGACCAAAGGUUCUGGAUUUGGAAAGAUGUCUGGAACAACUCUUAUGUUUGCAGUUCCAGAAAAUAAAGAAAUACUCCCUCAUUCCCAUGAGUUAGUAAAUGAUAUGCUUAUAGAUGAAGCAGUGGGGCCAUCUGCCCAUUCUAUUGCUGUCACAGUAGCUGAGUGUGAUUUGUUGCAGAAAGAUUCAGUCAUGUUUAAUAAACCCAAAAUACUUAGUGACCAAGAAGCCCAAAUAGCCAGUACCUCUGGACAAAAAAGAAGGAUGGGCUCAACCCACAAACCUCUUGGAGGGCAAAACAGUGAAAACGUAGGUGUGCAAGAACAUUCGCGAAACAUGACAGAGAACGAAAGGAAAGCAGAAGUCAUGGGCGAAGCAAAGUUAAAAAUGUCAGAAGAUAUGGUGCAAACAUGGGAUGAUGUGGCAAGAGAUGAUCCAUCAUCCCACACAAAAUCAGCUUUACUUUUUAGUCAGUCUCUAUUGGCUGAUGGAACUGAGGUCAAAGAAUCUCAUGUCUCAACUGGAACUGAAACUGAAACUAUUAACCAGUUAGUUACUUUUCCUCUUGAUGAUUCAGAAAAGCCCCUACAUGAAAUAUUUAGUCACCAUGGGACUUCAUUACUGAAUGAGGCAUUGGAUUUCGAGAUUGGUUCACACACUGAGGAUUUAGAUGGUCUAAACAAAGUUUUGAAAGAAGCAGGAAGUCAUUCAAGUGAUAACAGCCAACAUGUGUCUGAUACAAAAACAGAUACUAACCCGUCUUAUGACUUUAGAGAUGUAAACACAGAAGCCAAGAAGGAGGUUCUAAAACAGAAAGAAGACACACAAUUAGAGGAACUUUCAUUGCGUGAUCAAGAAUCUUCAUUAAGCCAACAUGACAUAGCCGCUCUAGAUAAUAGCUAUGAUUGUUCUAUGGUUCAAACUAUAGUGGGAGGAUGUAGAAGUUUUGAUAUGCCUGUGUCUAAUAUUAGCCAUACUGAACCCACAACUCCAAAUUUACCACAUAAGAUGAAGGAUGAUGUUGAAGAAAGACAAGAGAUUCAUAUAGAAAUAAAACAAGAAAAUAAUGUUUGUAAAGUAACAUGUGAUACUCUGACUGAUUUGGUGUCUGUUAUGGAAGAAGAUAAAGAUCCCCAUAUUUUAGCAAUGAGAGAAAAUGAGAAUAUGAGUGAUGAAAGAGGAUCUGAAACAGAAUAUGCUUUUGAAAUGACAGACCAGGGUGAUGUAAGAGAUCACAAUGUAUCACAAAUAAUGGUGGAUGUAAGAGGUAAUGAAAAAGACAUUGAAACAAGCACAGAGACCAUUUGUAUUUCACACCAAUUGGAUUUUACAACUGAAAAAGGGGAGUUAUACAGAGGACAAGAGCAUUUUUCAUUGAAUAUAUCUCUAACACACAGUACAACACAAGAUAAUGCUGGGAAGAUGCUAGAAAAUGAGGAAGUUAGAAAAGGCCAAAAAGAGACUGAAAAUGCUGCAGUUAAUGAUGUGUCCUCAGAGUCAGAGGAAAUGUUUAGUUGUAAAGACUUAGCAACGGAUAGAGGAUCUCACGUACACCAACAACUGUUGAUGCAAUCUCCUGAUAAAGGUUAUCACUUGCAUGAAAAUUUCAAAGACAGAGGUGAAAAGAAAGGAAUACUUUUCAGUGUAGAAUCAGAGAAUGCAGCUUUUGAUAGACACAAUGUGAGAAGUGAAGGAACAGACAGAAUUAAGGAGAUGGAUGCAGCACCAGAUGUGGAAGAUGCAGACCUACAUUUAGAAAUUGAGGCACAGAACAAAACAUUUGAUUCAACAAACAGUGAAGCAGAUGGAACAGAAAGGAAUGUCAGUGGUGCUAGUGUUUUAGUCAGAGAGAAUAAAGUUAUUAAAAAUACAGUAGAGAGUACGAGUCAUUCGUCAGAUUUUCCUGAUUCUCACAUGGAAGCACUGAAAGUGUCUGAAAAUUGUGAGAAGGAAGUUUCAGGAGAAACAAACACAAUUCACAAGCAAAGUGACAUUAGCAUCAUUCCUGAAGAUUCUCAAAGAGAAAAGACACAAUCAAAGUCAAGUCCAGUUAUUCAGAAGAGAAAAAUGGGUUCAACUCGUAGACCUCUUCGAGGGAAUACAGGACAAAGAAAAGGCCAUGAUGAAAAAGAAAUCUUCAGUUUGGAGGAUGAACCCAGUCCAGAAGAAUCCACAUAUACUGCAGUGAGUAUCUGUGACAUUUCAGAAUCACAAACCGUCACAGAAAUUCAUGCUGGGUCCCAUGAAAAUACUGGACAUGUACCAGCAGAGGGAGACACAGAAUCACACUCAGAAAACAAAAUGUUUGACUCAACAGCAGUGUUAGUUACUGGAGAUGAUGUUACAGCGCACAGUCAUAUGACUACUGAAUCAGAUUUUCAUCAAACUUCUGAUGCAAACAUGGAAACGCUGAAGGUAUCUGAAAAUCCUGAAGAUUUAAGUGAUGCACUCAGAAAUUCACAAUCAGAAAAUCAACCAGAAAACAAAAUGAUUGAGGUAACAUCUGAAGCAGAAAAAUCAGAAGAUACCAUCUGUGAAACUAGUGUUUCAGUCAGAGAAGAUGAAGUUAUUGGAGAUUCAGAUACAGUGAAGUUUAAUAUUACUAAUGAGUCAAAUUUGCUUCAAGAUUACACGAUAAACGACACAAAACUAGAAGCACUGGAAUUAUCUAAUACAACUGAGUAUAUUUCUGCUGUGACGGAUUCUGUCCUUGUGCACGAUGAUGGCACUGAAGGAUCAAGAGAGACAGACACACUUCCUGAGCAAAGUCACAUCAACAUCAUUCCUGAUGAUUCUCAUGGAGAGGAGGCACAUUCAGUAUCAAGUCUAACUGUUCACAAGCGAAAAAUGGGUUCAACACGUAGACCUCUAAGUGGGAACAAAGGACAAAGAAAAGAAACAAAACAUCAUGAUGAAAACGAGACACUUGACAGUGACGAUAUGAUCAAUGCAGAGAAACAAACAAUUAGUUUGGAGAAUAAGUCCAGUCCAUAUGAAUCUACCUUACAAAGCACAAAAGAUGUUACUAAAGUAGAGGAGAUGGAAGUAUUUGAGAAGAAUGAUGUUGGUCCUGUUGAAGAGUCUGAAUCUGCUCUCCUGCAGUCUUCAUGUACUUUAGAUUUAGUGUCUGAAGAAUCCACUGCAAUAAGUAUCUGUCACAUCACAGAAUCACAAACCCUCACAGAUAUUCAUGUAGUGUCCCAAGAAAAUGCUGGAGAUGUUGAAAGAGUGGCAGCAGAGAAAGACAAAGACUUACAAUUAGAAAUUGAGGCACAGAACAAAACACCUGACUCAACAACCGGUGAAGCAGAAGAAACACAAAAGAGUAUACAUGAUGCUACUGUUUUAGUCAGAGAAGUAGAAGUUAUUGGAGAUACAGAUACAGUGGAGAGCAAUAUGACUAUAGAGUUAGAUUUCAUUCAAAGAUCUCCUGAUGCUCACAUGGAAGCAAUGAAAGUGUCUGAAAAUUGUGAGAAGGAAGUUUCAGGAGAAACAAACACAAUUCACAAGCAAAGUGACAUUAGCAUCAUUCCUGAAGAUUCUCAAAGAGAAAAGACACAAUCAAAGUCAAGUCCAGUUAUUCAGAAGAGAAAAAUGGGUUCAACUCGUAGACCUCUCAGAGGGAAUGCAGGACAAAGAAAAGGCCAUGAUGAAAAAGAAAUCUUCAGUUUGGAGGAUGAACCCAGUCCAGAAGAAUCCACAUAUACUGCAGUGAGUAUCUGUGACAUUUCAGAAUCACAAACCGUCACAGAAAUUCAUGCUGGGUCCCAUGAAAAUACUGGACAUGCUGAAAUAAUACCAGCAGAGGGAGACACAGAAUCACACUCAGAAAACAAAAUGUUUGACUCAACAGCAGUGUUAGUUACUGGAGAUGAUGUUACAGCGCACAGUCAUAUGACUACUGAAUCAGAUUUUCAUCAAACUUCUGAUGCAAACAUGGAAACGCUGAAGGUAUCUGAAAAUCCUGAAGAUUUAAGUGAUGCACUCAGGAAUUCACAAUCAGAAAAUCAACCAGAAAACAAAAUGAUUGAGGUAACAUCUGAAGCAGAAAAAUCAGAAGAUACCACCUGUGAAGCUAAUGUUUCAGUCAAAGAAGAUGAAGUUAUUGGAGAUGCAGAUACAGUGAAGUUUAAUAUUACUAAUGAGUCAAAUUUGCUUCAAGAUUACACGAUAAACGACACAAAACUAGAAGCACUGGAAUUGUCUAAAACAACUGAGAAUAUUUCUGCUGUGACGGAUUCUGUCCUUGUGCACGAUGAUGGCACUGAAGGAUCAAGAGAGACAGACACACUUCCUGAGCAAAGUCACAUCAACAUCAUUCCUGAUGAUUCUCAUGGAGAGGAGGCACAUUCAGUAUCAAGUCUAACUGUUCACAAGCGAAAAAUGGGUUCAACACGUAGACCUCUAAGUGGGAACAAAGGACAAAGAAAAGAAACAAAACAUCAUGAUGAAAACGAGACACUUGACAGUGACGAUAUGAUCAAUGCAGAGAAACAAACAAUUAGUUUGGAGAAUAAGUCCAGUCCAUAUGAAUCUACCUUACAAAGCACAAAAGAUGUUACUAAAGUAGAGGAGAUGGAAGUAUUUGAGAAGAAUGAUGUUGGUCCUGUUGAAGAGUCUGAAUCUGCUCUCCUGCAGUCUUCAUGUACUUUAGAUUUAGUGUCUGAAGAAUCCACUGCAAUAAGUAUCUGUCACAUCACAGAAUCACAAACCCUCACAGAUAUUCAUGUAGUGUCCCAAGAAAAUGCUGGAGAUGUUGAAAGAGUGGCAGCAGAGAAAGACAAAGACUUACAAUUAGAAAUUGAGGCACAGAACAAAACACCUGACUCAACAACCGGUGAAGCAGAAGAAACACAAAAGAGUAUACAUGAUGCUACUGUUUUAGUCAGAGAAGUAGAAGUUAUUGGAGAUACAGAUACAGUGGAGAGCAAUAUGACUAUAGAGUUAGAUUUCAUUCAAAGAUCUCCUGAUGCUCACAUGGAAGCACUGAAAGUGUCUGAAAAUUGUGAGAAGGAUGUUUCAGGAGAAACAAACACAAUUCACAUGCAAAGUGACAUCAGCAUCAUUCCUGCAGAUUCUCACAGAGAAGAGACACACUCAAAGUCAAGUCCACCUCACACACAAACUGGUCCAUCACAGAAUGAUACUGGCUCACAUUUAUUCCCAGAGUUCCCAGAAAGUAUUGCAGAUUUUGUGAGAGACAGUAAUAGUUUUCCUGAUGUGGUCAUGUCUGAUGCCCUACUUAUGAAGGAAACCCAAAUUUAUGUGUCAUCUAAUGAUGUUCCUCCAACAGAGGUGGUUGAAAUGAAUCCAGUCUCCAAAAUGUCUAUGCAGAAGAGAAAAAUUGGGUCAACUCGUAAGAGAGUGAAGAGAAUGGUAAAUGACAAGGAGGAUGAAGAUGACAAAGUGGGAGCAUCUGAAAAUAUAACAAAUGAUGAUGAGGCAACAAAGUCAGAAGAGAAAUUAACACCCAAUGAAGCCAUUACAGGAUCCUCUGUACAUCAGCAACUGUUCAGCUCACCUGAUGAUAAAGAAGGCCAUGACAUUCAAGAUAUUCUUUGUAAAUCAGAUGUACAGGCAGACAAAUAUGAACAAAAUGAUUCAAACUCUACCACAAAUCUAAAGCUAUUGAUAGAAUCUGAAUGUUCUUCAAAUGUUGCUGCUGAAAUGGUUUCAGACAUUCCAAAGGGAGAAGCAUACUUAAAGCUUAAACAAAAUGUCACUCCUAAAGAGUCUCAUAGAGAAGAUCAACCAAAUUUAAAUCCAGUUGUUCAAAAAAGAAAAAUGGGCUCAACGCGUAAGACGCUCAGAGGACACAAAGGGCAGGAGAGAAAAACAGAAUCCAAAAAUAUGAAUGAAAAUAGUGAAGGAAUAACACAGGAACAGAAUACAGAACCACAUUUAGAAACCAGUGCAAGAAAAACUGAACUUGAUGAAGAGGUUGAACAAAAUUUCCCAGAUGAUUUUUCUCAUCCAGUUGCUUCUUCAGACAUUUUCCUUGAACCAGAAAAUUUUGUGAAGGAAGUUUCUCAGAAUAUCCAUGACCUAUCUGAGGUGAAUGAGGAAAAGGGGAUGAACAUUACUGGAAAUGACAGUAAUUGUCGGAGUGAGCCAAUUAAUCUCAAUGAGGGGACACAACACAAAUUUGUCUUGACAGUUAGUCACAAAGAUAAUCAGAUCGUGUCAGAGGCUGAACAAACUGAAAACACACAUGAGGUUAUUCCCACGCAAAAACUAAAAGCCACUCAGGAUGAUGUUGUUCAUGAAAACAACUCUCAAAAAUUACCUGCCACCCAAGAAAAGAGGCGAAAGAUGGGCUCAACCCGGAGAAAUCCUCGAGCAAUGCAAGGGAGAAAUAUGGCAGAUAAUGAAGAAAUACUUGGUUUGGCAGAGGAUGAUUUGAAAGAAGCAUUAAGCAUAGGUCAGGCCGAGGAAGUGUCUUCAGUCAGCACCACAGAUGUUCAAUCAGAAAUGCUUGUUGGUGCAACUGAUUUAAAAGUUGAAAAUGUUCACAGUUCUAGACCAACAGUGCCCGAAACAUCUGAAAAUACACUUCUCAGUGAGAUAGAGAGAGCAUUAAAUAAGGCUUCUCAAAGUCCAUUGAGUUGUGAUUGGGAAUUAAUUGCCAAAGAGCAAAACCCAGAUGACUUAGCCAAUGCUCCUGAUCACAAUAUGCCAGAAAACUCAGAAAUCAGAUCUCUGCAGCCAGUUCCAUCAGCUCACAGUGAACCAAUCUCACCAGGAGGACGAAGAAGAAAAAUGGGUUCAACUCGCAAAAAUCCAAGACAGCAGCUCAAAGCAGAAAGGGAGGAUGAAGACAAAGAGGAUGAGGAAAUACAUGAGAACUCAAAGGAAAAUAAGCAAGAAAAGAAGGACCUUGAAAGAGUUGAGGUGUCUGUGAUGCAUAAUAUCACUGAAAACAAACUGAAUAAAGAGUAUCUUGAUGUGUCUAGUGCACAUGCAAGUAGCAAUCAGCUACAAGAGGGCACUAACCCUGUUAGCCAAGAAAAGACGUCUCCAUCAACUAAAAGGAAGUUUGGGUCCAGACGUGCUAAUAAGGGCAAACAAGGCCUUAGUAGGUUGGCUGAUUCAGACUUUGACAAUGAAUUAGAAGAUGGAGAUCAACAACCAGACAGCUUUGAGGUCAAGGACAAGCUGAACAGUGCUGACUUAGCGGCUUGUGAUCCAUGCAUCAGCCUACAACCAGAGAAUCAACCAGCUUCUGAGCAGAGGAACAUGGAAGCCAUAAAUGAAGAAGCUGCUCCAAAAGACACUGGUGCUGGGCUCGUUUCUUUCGAACAAAUCAUAAAACAUGAUAGCAGCACUAAAGCAAAACAGGCAGUACAUUUAAAAAACAGGAUUUCAGAUACUGAAGUAGUUCAGUUUAAUGUUGUCAUGGUGGGAAACAGCUGUGUGGGAAAGACUUCCUUCAUAAGACGCUUCCAUGAAGGCCAGUUUACCGAGGAUUACCGAUCCACUAUUGGUGUUGACACCUGUGUACAGACUGUUGCGCUGCCUGACAAAACUGUUAAACUGCAUAUAUGGGACACAGCAGGUCAAGAGAGGUUUCACAGCAUCACCACACAAAUGUUCCACAAGGCUGAUGGGCUUCUGCUCAUGUAUGAAAUCACAUGUUCAAAGAGUUUUAUUUCUGUACGAGAUUGGAUCUCUCAAGCUCGGGAAAGGGCCCCUGAUGAUGUCAUCAUGAUGUUGCUUGGAAACAAAAAUGAUUCUGUAAAGCGUGAAGUUCAGAUUCAGGAAGGGGCGGAUCUGGCCAGAGAGUAUAACAUACAUUUCAUGGAAUGCAGUGCUGCAACUGGGGCGAAUGUGUCAGAAUCCAUGAUGGGUCUCGCAGAGAUGUUAGUGCAGCGCAAGUCACAGAAGGAGAAACACACAACACUGAGAAGAGAUCCACCACAGAAGAAAUCUGGUUGCUGUUGAAAACACACUCCCACACACACAACAUGCACAACCAUUCCAACUGUUGGGUUAGUAAGAUAUAUUUUUUUUACAAGAAUUAAUAUUAUUAUUCAGCAAGUAUGCAUUAAAUUAAUUAAAAAUUCACAGUAAAGACCAUGUACAGAGAAAAAACUGUUAUAAAUAAAUAAUUUUCUUUAAUUAUCUGUUUAUCAAGGAAUCCUGAAAAAAAUAAAUUUUAAAUGGUUUUCAUACAUUAAGCUUUCCUCUUACAGGAACUUCAUGUAAAAAGUACCUUUUUAUUUCAUAAUUUUACCAACCCUAAAUACUUUGUAAAAAGUAAAAGAAAAACAAUUUACUGCUUUCAUAUUGUUGCUUUAGAAGAAUGGCGUUUUUGUAUUUUAUGGAUAUGUACGAAGUACAAUAAUGGUUUCAAACAUAAUAAUAAAAUGAUACAUUUA
Messenger RNA from Puntigrus tetrazona (Sumatra barb), 8968 nucleotides. RefSeq names its product RAB44, member RAS oncogene family (gene rab44). Gene Ontology annotation, biological process: regulation of exocytosis; protein localization to plasma membrane; cellular response to insulin stimulus. Gene Ontology annotation, molecular function: GTP binding; GTPase activity. The transcript has 10 exons. Lineage: Eukaryota; Metazoa; Chordata; Actinopteri; Cypriniformes; Cyprinidae. The coding region runs from base 129 to 8531 and encodes 2800 amino acids. The record is from RefSeq and is a predicted model, not a curated record. Gene Ontology annotation, cellular component: synaptic vesicle; dendritic spine; plasma membrane.